GUUAAAUUAGCGAUCUGGAACGAUUUCACCGUGACGCCAUCUGACCAGCUUAAUACGGGACACAUCAUUUCAUCUUUAAAUACGGGACGAUCCCAUAUUUUACGGGACGGGUGGCAACUCAAGGAGGAGCUGUUCUAUUCAGUCUAAGCAAAAAGGGAUUUGAAAAUAAAGACUGAAAAUGUCUGACAAUCUGGUAGUUGCUGGUUUUGGUCCACUGGAAGCUUAUAUUGGUGCUGAAGAGGGUGUGGCUCUACAGGCUGACAAUGGCCAGUUCCUCAGCUGUAUUAAUCGAAGAUCAAAUAUUUAUAACAUAGAAGCUGCCAAGACCACCAAAGACUAUUGGUGCAAAUUCAUAGUGGAGAAAGUCGAUGAUUCGAAAGUCCGGCUCAAAGACCAGAGGGGUGUUUACCUCAGUCGAAUUCACAGGUCUGGAGUCGACCAUAUCGAGGCAGCCAAGGCUAAGCCUGAUGAAUGCUGUGAGUUCAGUGUCUUCACCAGGAAUGGCAAAGUCAUAUUUAGAGCCGACAAUGGCCUGUUCUUAAGUAGAUGUUUUCGAGAUAAUCAGAACAUUGAAGCUGUUAAAGACGGUGUUGAUGAAUGUUGUGAAUUUUCACUGAGUAUCGGGGAUAUCAUUAGCCCCAUGUUUGAAAUUGUCAAUAUAGAUUUUGGCAAAAUCCCAGACCUGAGCGACAAGCCAUCUAUGGUGAAAAGCGAUUGCUACAUUAAUGAAAGCAGCGUGAAUCAAUCACACACCUUCAAACUAAACUGGAUGGAUACAGUCACAGAGACCACGACUUGGACCCACACCUGGGGGCUGUCCACUACUGUGUCUUUUGGUUUUUUAUUAUUAAGUGCCGAAGUCACCAUCUCAUACUCAGGACAGUAUGGCACCAGCUCCUCAAAAGAGAAAACCAUCUCCAUGUCAGAGGAGACUGCCAUCACAAUUCCUCCCAAAACCAAGAUCACAGUGAAACUGAUGGUCAACAAGGAUGAUCAUGCUGAGAUUCCCUUCACAGCUACAAUCAAGAAGACCAAGGCCAAUGGACAGGUUGAGAUGUUCACUGAGAACGGCACCUGGAAGGGUGUGGUUUAUGAAAAUGUAAGGCUUAAAAUCGAGGAAGCCAAAGUGUAAGAACAGGUUUACAAGUUCAAAGCAAAACAACCCCUGUGUAUGGAGUGAGUUAACAAAUCAAGCUUUCAAAGGAAAUCAUAUAAAAGUACAUAUUGUAUCAAGGGGAUUCAAAUAUAUUGUGCUGUUAAUUGCAAUGUCCAUGACUUAUGAAUGUAAUCAAUCCGAGGAAGCUAAAAAAUAUAUAUAUAUAUUUGAGUAUUCUGGAUAGAGGUCUGCACGGGCCUUAAAAUGAAACCUGACCCGUACCCGAGUCCAUGUGGCCCGACCCUAACCCUCCCGAACAAUAACGUCAGAUUUUAAGCCUGAACCCGAAAUUGCUUACUAUCUAAUUUCUUCUAGAAAGUACUGUUGCAAUAGGCUGUAUUUUAUGUAAGCAUAUAGGCAACAUUCAUAACAGUACUGAAACAAUAAACAUACACAGUUUUAACAAGGCACGGAAGCCCCUUUUUUCAUUCAUUACAAACCUGAACCCGACCCGAACCUGAAGUCCUACUUUAAAAACUGACCCGAACCCAGCCCGAAAACCCACCGGGUUCUCGUGUCCUGUUGGGUCCGGGUCGGGUUACAGACCUCUAUUCUGGGAUACUUUUAAUGUAAGCUUUGUUUACAUUUCAUAACUAUAUAUGGCGAUUAAUGGAAGAAAAUUCAAAUAAUCUAGCUUUUAUUUCUGCUAACAUAAACUCAGACUGUAUCAUUGUCUUUUCCCCCAUCAGUGUGGGUAUGUUUAUUUGAAUUAUUCUUACAAAUAAAGACAUUUUUUGU
Molecule: messenger RNA, 1894 nt
Organism: Myxocyprinus asiaticus (Chinese sucker)
Lineage: Eukaryota; Metazoa; Chordata; Actinopteri; Cypriniformes; Catostomidae
Exons: 3
Coding region: 179-1132 (317 amino acids)
Source: RefSeq, a predicted model, not a curated record